Messenger RNA from Ostertagia ostertagi, 351 nucleotides. NCBI's taxonomy places the organism in Eukaryota, Metazoa, Nematoda, Chromadorea, Rhabditida, Trichostrongylidae. The record is from the annotation of a GenBank genome assembly.
AUGGAGGUGCUCUUGACAAGCUACAGGGAUAUCAACUUCGAUCAAGAUAUGCCGCCGUACAUGAGAGUGGUCAUAGACGUCCUGCUCGAUACGAGGCGUGAGCUACUGGAUGUGAUCAAAAGAAGUGAUGCAAUUCUCGAGGAAAAUCGGAAAUUAAGGGAAGAGAAUUUUGCUUUGAAAUCUCAAAUUGAAGAUUUACUUACUUCUAAGGGAAUUCACUCUGGUCAUGUCACCUUGAACUCGUCUACUCAGGCUUUCAAUAAGAGUACUGAACCGUUCAGUCCUAGUGUUCCUGAUGAUACUGAACUUAAACGUUCUAUUAUCAUUUCUGGUGUUCCUGAGAGCAACUCU